AUGGCGAAAUUAUCCGCACCAGCCUCUAAUUCGAAACCCGCAUCACCUCACAAGGGCUCAGAUGGACAUGGAAGUCAAUCCACGGCGCUUGAAGCUGUAGGCAGCCGUCCACGACGCGCGCAACGGCGUCCUACGAAAGAAACGUCGUAUGAACUCACGAAUCAUGCCAAGGCGUAUCUCGAGGGCGGUCAAUAUGUCAGCGGGUACGAUUUUCUGUAUAGCCUCCUCGCCGUGGGUACCAGCAUUUCUACUCCCGCCCAACCGUAUAUGGGAUGCCUCGCACCGCCCGCCUACAUCGCCUUUGCCUCAUCUCUUAUCGCUGAUCCGAAAUUUACGACGAAGGCGGAGUCACAAGACGAACAGAAAGGUCCCAAUUCCGCCCUGAGGUACCUACAAUGCGUCUGUGCCACAAUAGACGGCCCUGCGUAUCCCACAAUACGAGAAGCAUUUGCCUUUCCCGAGGAACGUACUAGAAGACGCGCUCCGGGAUAUAGAGGUGCAGGUAUUCAUUCUCCUGGCGAUAACAGCGAUGUGGAUCGCAUAGUAGGUGAAGCUGCCAAUGAAAAGAGUCUUUGGUAUCUGGCAGACGACUUUUGGCAUAUUGUUGGAUGGGCGUUCAACUGUUCAGUAGCACACAAGAAACGGUGGAGUCGAUGGAAGCUAUGGCUGUCCAACAUGCUGGAAUUUAUCGACGCCGACUGGCAAGUCUGCGUCAGGCAGAGCAAGACUGAAGAUGGCAAUGACGAUGCAGUACUUCAACAGAGUCUCCUAUGGUACUAUGUUGUCGGCGAUGAAUCCGUCCCUACGAAUCGCACAAGACGACGACGAAUAGUAAAGGCCAUACUCGCCACGGCGACACCAGAAUCCCUCAAAGAAUACCCAGAGAUUUGGCAAAGAGAGACGGCCGAGCAUAACAAGAAGAACGACAAUAAGCGCGUGGGUAAAGUCAGUUUUGAGACUGGCGAGACGGCGGAUUACAAUAGCGACGAAGAGAUGCAAGAUGCCCCAGACGUCGACGACGGCGAAGGUGCGUCAGAUACGCCUUUGGAUGACGAUGAGAUGGAGAACAUACACGAGGCAGUGGGGCAGUUGGGCGGACACGACGCGAUUGAAUUGCGACAUCGUCUCAUAGCAAUACUCGCCCAAAUAGCCCAGGCCCUGCCAAAACACUUCACGCCUCUAUUCGAUCUGUGCGACAACCUAUUGGAAGACUUCAAUGCGCUACCCACAAUCACGUUCCAGGUAUUGCUGUCAACCAUGAAGAUGCCGGACACCGUCCAAAUAGCCUUCCUCGCCAAUCUUCUCAAUCCCAUGAUAACAGGAAAGCCGCCCAAUCUCUUCUUAGUCGAACCGACACAGGAACAUUUUGAGGAAAAACUUCUUUCGCUCAAGGCGACAACACAGAGUUUCGCUACAAACGCCAAGAUAUCACUCAUUUUAGAGCAAAUGGUCAUGCACAUGAUGUCACGAGACGCCCUCGUGCCCACUCCCCCCUUGCGCAAAGCCAUGGAAACCGGGAUAAAAGCACGAGAAAGCGUACAUGGCAUCAAGAGGGGAAACGCAGGCGAAGAGGAGCAGGCCAACGUGUUGAUGCAAGCGUGCUCCGAGAGAUUGUUGGGUCUAAUGGAGAUCUUGGAAAUGACAAAGGGUCAGAUGUCAAAAUCUACAAAGGGAAAGAGUAGAGUUGAUGUCAAGGAAGCAGCGUUGCUGUCUUUUGGUUCUGGGUCGUCGCUUUCGCCUGCUCCGAAUAGCGAGUCGGAGCCGGAAGACUGA
Messenger RNA from Pyrenophora tritici-repentis Pt-1C-BFP, 1773 nucleotides. RefSeq lists its product as uncharacterized. The record is from RefSeq and is a predicted model, not a curated record. Lineage: Eukaryota; Fungi; Ascomycota; Dothideomycetes; Pleosporales; Pleosporaceae.